Drosophila arizonae is the source of this 5378-nucleotide messenger RNA. It is a transcript of the gene GlyT, whose product is annotated as Glycine transporter. The record is from RefSeq and is a predicted model, not a curated record. Gene Ontology annotation, biological process: nitrogen compound transport; sodium ion transmembrane transport; amino acid transport. Gene Ontology annotation, cellular component: plasma membrane. Gene Ontology annotation, molecular function: glycine:sodium symporter activity. Lineage: Eukaryota; Metazoa; Arthropoda; Insecta; Diptera; Drosophilidae.
UGACGGUUGCUCCAUGUUAACCAACAAUCAAUUAUCACCUAAACCACCACCAACAACAACAACAGAAACACCCACAACUACACGAACUACUACAACUAAAGCCAACAACAACAUCAGCAACAACGACAACUCAAUAAAACGUUUUCGCUGCAACUGAAAUUGUCCGAGGAAUUAAACACAAUAACAAUUAGCAAUUAAAAAAGCAACAAUAAUAAAAGAGAUAUCAAACAGCAGGCCGGGCCACACAACAUGUCCUAAAGGCUCUGCCCAUCAACAGCAAAAACAACUGGGCGAUGCGAUCCAGUGCCAUCUGUUACGAAAACCGGAAUUUAUGAAGCGAGUGACAUAAAUCACAAAAGACGAAAGCCGAAAACCUGCACAUAGAGAGGCAGAGAGUGCCAGAGCCAGAGAAUAGCAUGAAAUUAGCAGCAAAAACUGAGCCCCAGCAUGGAUAAGAAAUCGAAGACGAAAUCUAAAACGAAAAGCCUCAAGCCGAAUAAGGAAUCAAGCACCAAGCUGGAUGUGGAUCUAUGGGAGCAAAAUGAGGAUCGCUUCACCAGCUGUGAGUUCAAUGUGGAGCGAAGCAAGCCAAACAAAUUGGCUCCCAGCAGCAAAGCUCCGGCGGCAGCAGCAACAGCAGCAGGAGUUGGAGGAGGAGCUGGAACGGGUGCAGCAGCUGCAGCUGGCGCUGGCAGUGUGGUAUGUCCUGGAAAUGCGGCGGCCCUAGCAAUGACAGCGCCUCAGUUGACCACCACGCCCACUGCCAUAAGCAUUGCUGGCUGCGCCUCCGGCACGGCGCUGGUCACCUUGGACGCUGACGCGGUGGCAGUUGACACAGGUGAUCCGGAACGUGGCAACUGGACGGGGCGCUUUGACUUUCUGCUGUCGCUGCUGGGCUACUCCGUAGGCCUUGGCAAUGUCUGGCGCUUUCCCUAUCUGUGCUACAACAAUGGGGGCGGUGCGUUUUUAAUACCCUUUACAAUCAUGCUCAUCAUAGCGGGUCUGCCACUGAUGUUCAUGGAGCUGUCGUUUGGCCAAUACGCUGCUCUGGGCCCGGUGGCCAUCUACCGACGCUUCUGCCCGCUGUUCCGUGGACUAGGCACUGGCAUGGUCAUUGUGUCGGCCAUUGUCAUGCUGUACUACAAUUUGAUCAUCGCCUGGACCAUAUUCUAUAUGUUCGCCUCGUUUCGCACCCAACUUCCCUGGCAGAACUGCGAGCCUGAGUGGAGCACGCAGCAUUGCUUCUCCUACGUGGCGGCCGAUCAGUGUGAAGCGAUUAACGGCACCUACUAUCUCCGGCAGUGCUACAAUUCCACCUACGCAGAGGCGAACAAUAUUACAGGCCUAGCCCUACACGCCCUCAAGCGUCCUCCAGCCGAGGAGUACUUCAACAAUUUUGUGCUGGGCCUGUCGGCGGGCAUCGAGGAAACGGGCAGCAUUAAAAUCUCUUUGGCCGCCUGCCUGCUCAUCGCCUGGGCCAUUGUCUUUCUGUGCCUGUGCAAGGGCGUCCAGUCAUCCGGCAAGGUCGUCUACUUUACAGCGCUCUUUCCGUAUGUGGUUCUGGUCAUACUCUUCUUUCGCGGUGUUACCCUGCCGGGCGCCAGUACGGGCAUAUUAUUUUAUCUUACGCCCGAUUGGAAGCAACUGGCCAACGCUCAAGUCUGGGGCGAUGCGGCAGUGCAGAUAUUUUUUGCUUUGAGCCCUGCGUGGGGUGGCCUCAUCACACUCUCCUCAUACAACAAAUUCUCCAAUAACUGCUACAAGGAUGCUCUCAUUGUUGCCUUCUGCAACAUAGCCACCUCAUUUUUUGCGGGUCUAGUCAUAUUUUCCAUAAUUGGAUUUCUCGCACACGAACUGGACGUGGAGGUGAAAAAGGUUGUGGAUCAGGGCGCCGGCUUAGCAUUCAUUGUGUAUCCGGAGGUGGUCACACGUCUGCCCAUCUCACCUGUUUGGUCUGUGCUGUUCUUUGUCAUGCUGCUCACCCUCGGCCUGGACUCGCAGUUUGCUUUGAUGGAAACCGUAACUACUGCCAUUUUGGACAAGUUUCCAAAUCUGCGACAAUACAAAACUUGGGUUGUACUCUUUGUGGCCAUAUUUGGUUACACUGGCGGACUCGGCUUUACCACCAAUAGCGGCAUGUACUGGCUGCAGCUGAUGGACAAAUACGCCGCCAACUGGUCUGUGCUGCUUAUAGCAAUCUUGGAGUGCUGGCUCAUUGCCUGGAUCUAUGGGUCACAGCGAUUCCUCAACGACAUCCAGGGCAUGAUUGGCAAGCGAUCGCGCCUAUGGAACUUCUUCUGGGGCUUUAUGUGGCGCUAUAUAACGCCAGCAACUCUAUUGUUCAUUUUAUUCUUCAACUGGGUGGAGUACAAACCCGCACAAUAUGGCCAUUACAUAUACCCUUUAUGGGCGGAUAUUGUGGGCUGGAUCGUAGGUCUAUUGCCGGUACUAAUCAUAAUUGCUGUCGGCAUGCAGCAAGUGUGCAAGGCUCCAAGCCAUCUUGGUUUCAAGGAGCGAAUCAAGCAUCUCAUGAAACCCACCGCCGAAUGGGGACCUGCUGGCAGACCCUGUGUCAAUUUGCAUGCCGAGCGUUAUCAAAGUCAGAACUACGAUGGUGUGACCAAUACUCAAAUACUGAUAAGUGGAACACCAGCGGAAGUUAUGCCCUACGAGGACAACAGCCAAGACAAUGGCAGCGGCAACGCCAAUGACAACGCCAACAGCAAUGGCAAUGGCUAUCGGGAUGAGGUAUUGCAACUCUGAGAGCGGGUUAAAGCAUCCUCGUCAGCGAUGGCCGCCAGCGUUGACGUUGAAGUGUUGCCCAUGACGGUGGGUAAGCUGCCCGGGCCGAGCAUAUUGAAGACAUCGGCCAGGCACAGCAGCAACAGCAAUCAGCAGCAAGUUCAAGCGGAGAACGGGCGUAACAACUCCAUACCGACGGCGAAUCCCAGCCGGCAGCCGCUCGUUGAAGCGGACAAUGAUGUCAAAAAAACACCAGGAACAGUUGCAGCUACCACGAAAGUUUUGUCUACAGGCACAAUGAGCAGCGGGCGUGAGUGCAACACCAUGUCUACUUUCAGCGCUUUUGGAACGGAAACUGUGCCUGACGACCCAGCCAAGCCGAAGACAACAGCUGAUGUUGUUGCCAGCACAGAGGCCACAGCAGCAACAACUAGCAAUAUCGCAGCGAUGCCAGCUGGCACGAAGCCAAAUACAGCUCUGACUACUUUUAUGCCGACCACAAAGCCAAUAACAACAGCUGUUGCUAACGGCGUUCCCAGCAAAGCUUCAGCAAUAGAUGCAAAUGUGAGUGUUGCCAGCACAACAGCAACUGUUGCUGCAAUUCAGAAGUCCCAAAUAGUAGACACAAAGGGCGCGUUAACAAAGCUUAAGCCGAGCGUGACUGCUGCAAACAAAAUUGGGAAGACGGCACCAACAGUUGCUGCGGUGACAGCAUCCACAUCAGUCAUAGCCACCGACAAGUCAACAAAGAUUAUUACAACAAUAGCGAAGCCCACUUCAAGUAUUGCUACCAAGCCGACAACUGUUGCGUCAAUAACCACAAUAUCUGUCAGUGUUACUGCCAACCCUCAAGUAAUGACAUCAGCAACUAUCUUAAUGCCAGGAACAACUGUAGCAAGUAAUGUGCCAAAGACAACAGGAAUGACAUCUGAAAUAGUUUCUAAUAACGGGAAUAAAACCUCCACAACAGCAGCAACUGUUGCAAGUAUUGUGCCAAAGACAGCAGCUGCAACAACAGGAAUGACAGCGUCACCUGUUGCUAGUAACGUGACUACAACAUCCACUAUACCAGCAACCGUCGCAAGUAACUUACUGAAGACAUCAGCUACAACAACAGCAGUUACAUCUUCAACUGUUGGAAGUAAUGUGACCAAAGCAUCAACAGCAACUGUUGCAAGUAACGUACCAAAGACAAUAGCCGUUACAUCGACAACUGUUUCAAGUAACGUGACCAAAUCAUCAACACCGGCAUCUGCUGUUGCAGGUAAUGUGCCUAAGACAGCCGCAGCAACAACAGCAGUGACAUCAAUAACUGUAGCAAGCAACAUGACUAGCACAACAACAUGUAAUGUGCCAAAGACAGCAGCACCAAUAGUAGUUGCUGCCAGCAACACAGCAACUACCACGAAGGCAUCGUGUUCACAAGCAACUGUUGCUACCAUACCCCCUGCUGUUCGUGGCAGUAAUUCCCCAGCAGUUUCGGUAACAAUUCCAACACCAGCAGCAUCUGUAGGGACAUCAGCAACAGUGAAAUUCUCAACAGCAGCAUCUACACCAAGUACCACGGCCACAUCAUCUACAAAGAAAGUAACAGCAACAGCAAAGCCCGCAACAACAACAACCGCUUCAAAGCCAGCAUCACCUACCAAAAACGCUACGACUUUCCCAACAACAGCAAGUCUCACAGCAAGACCGCCUUCUAAGAGGAUCACAACAUCCCCAUCAUCAGCAUCGACAUCAACUCCGAAGUCCUUAGCAACAUCUCCUACUAAAAGGGCAACAACGUUCCCAAUAUCUGCAACACCAAAGCCCACAGCAACAUCGCCCACUAAAAAGGUCACCACAUUCUCAGCAACAACAACAUCGCCCACAAAAAAGUCCACAGCAUUCACAGCAACGGCAACGGCUGGUAAAACCCAAACAAGCAAAUCAGCAACAGCAUCCAUUAGCAACAGCAGCAGCAGCAGCAUGUCCCCGAAGCAGAACAAGCCAACGGCAACAGCAAGCUCAGCAAAGACAACAUCAAAUACUGCAGCAACAGCGAGCAAAACGAAAGCAACUGCAACACCUAAGAAAUAGAAUGAAGCUCAACUCGAAACCUGACAUAAACUGUAGUUCCAAUAUUGAACACUAUUUUUCUAAGUACCUAUUUAAACUUAUGUAAAGGAGCUCGAGCUAAGCGAAACAUUGUUUUUAAGCCUAUAUAUAUACAUAUGUGUGUUAUAUAUAUACAUAUAUGGAUAUUUAUAUAAAUGUUAUACGCCUAUGUGUUUAUAUAGAUGUAGAUUUUAUAAAUAUUUAUUUGUAUCACAUUUACUUUGGCACCGAACAGCUACAGAAAUUAAGUGGAAAUUGCAACACUUUCAACAAUUUUAAAUAGUUUCCAAGACUUAAUGAACAUUUGCCAAUAUAUAGAAAUUGUUUUGAAUAAGUAUGCAUUAAAGAAAUGGAGAAUGACUAGAAAGUUUAGGAGCACCGAAAACCAAACACCCUUGUAGUAUAAUAUUUUGUAUAAAGAACAUUUAAAGUGUAUGUCUAAUAAUUUAAACUUAAUACUUUAUUAACAUAUGAAUUACAAUGUAUCGUCAAAUGAUUAACAUGUGUAUAUGCCGAGGCCCGAAGGUACUCAAGUUAGU